AUGACCGAUACGGAGCUCGGGGAUGGCAACCCCACACAACAGCCUCAGUUCUUGCCCAUAUAUAGUGGUAACAACACCGGUGAUGACUUGCCUAAAGCGACUCCCACUAAGAUGAUGAAGAUAAAAGAGCUUGAAUAUGACUCGAAGAACCCCCGUGGAUGGGCUAUUCUAGUGGAAUACGCUCUCGCUCCUCUAUGUCUAGAGAAGGUUAUCGAAAGCAGCAUCUAG
Molecule: messenger RNA, 228 nt
Organism: Penicillium samsonianum
Lineage: Eukaryota; Fungi; Ascomycota; Eurotiomycetes; Eurotiales; Aspergillaceae
Exons: 2
Coding region: 1-228 (75 amino acids)
Source: RefSeq, a predicted model, not a curated record